AUAGCUCAUAAACUAAAUGGAAAUGCUGAUUUUGAUCAGAUUAUAAAAUUGUUAUUUUGAAAUAUUUGGGCAAAAAGUGAAGAAUUAAAACCUAAUACAUAUCUAUUUAUUUGCUGUUCAAGAAUGUGUGUAAUAGAUGUUCCGGAAAACUCCCAGCUAUCUGGCACUUGGUCUCAUGGUUGAUCCUAAUGAUGUCUGUGUAUUUCAUGUAGGCCUAGUAUUGUACUGGCUUUCUCUAUUGGAAUCAAAAUCAAAAGCUCAUUUCGAAAAAAAAAGCAGUGCCUUGUUCUUUGAUCGGCAUUUUCUUAAAUUUCUGCAAAAGUUGUGAAUUAUAAUUGCAAGUGGAUUAAUUCAGACUCCAUUUUUACACAUGGCGAGCGGCUCUUUCAGAAUCGAACAAUGCCUUGUGGAGUGGGGCUAGGUCGGUGCACACAAGCAUCGCUCAAAUAGCCUUGGCUCGAUUUGUUUCACAAAGAAGAACAAGACGUCUGCUUGGUUCAGAGUCUGUCGAUUGAAACAUCUCUUACAACAUAUGCAAACGUCUGAUUUUUUUAAAAAUCGCAAAUCACCAUUCUGAUUGCAAUGGAGUGUCCGCACAUAGAAGGAAGUGCAAGAAUAGCAUUUGAUUUGUCAAAUGUAACGCCGAGCACGGAAAGCCCAAUUUUCAAGUGUUCUGUUUGUCAUACUGAAGAAAGCCCAUGGAUCUGUUUAACUUGUGGUGAAAUAAAUUGUGGCAGGUAUGUGAAAGGUCAUGCCAAGGAACAUCAUGAAGCUCACAGUGAACUUCAUGCUGUCUGUAUGGACUGCCAAAAUCUCAUGGCGUUCUGUUACAAAUGUGAUGAGUUCAUCAUCAACGACACAAGUUUUGGUCAUCUUCAAAAAUUGCGGCAGCAAUACCAGUCCUUAACCCAAGUGACAAACAACAGUGAACCUUGUCCUGAAAGUGACCAGAAUGUACCUAAAGGCAAAGUUCAUCGUCGAGAUUCUUCAGACUCAUUGGAGAAUGACAGAGAUCACAAGAGACGGAAAAGGGAUAAUAAGCAACGCAGACCAAAGGCUUCAGGGCUUAGAAAUUUGGGAAAUACAUGCUUCAUGAAUGCUGUAUUACAGUCAUUAAGCAAUAUACAAGAGUUCUGUGGCUACAUCAAACAACUACCAUCAUUAGACGACAAAAUACUCAAAGCCAAGAAAGUUCACAUCGCUCGAAAGGCAAAGGAUUCUGGCGAAGAUGUGCUGUUGGUCGAAGAACUGAGGAAAACUCUUGUUGCACUCUGGCAAGGAACAAAAGGAGCUAUUUCUCCAGAAUCUCUUUUCACUGUAGUUUGGAAAGUUGUCCCUAGAUUUAGGGGCUACCAGCAGCAGGAUGCCCAUGAAUUCAUGCGUUACCUCUUGGACAGACUUCACAUUGAGCUGUUAGAAUUGUUACCUUAUCCAAAUAACAAUUCCCCGUACAUCGGCCCAAAGGGCAAGAGCACUAUUGUCACUGCUAUCUUUGGUGGUCUGCUUCAGAGUGAAGUCCACUGUCUUAUAUGUGGUGUCGAGUCAAAAAAGCAUGAUCCUUUCUUAGAUCUGUCAUUAGAUAUUCCUGCUCAAUUUUCAAGUCGCCUCACGAAACCAAAGGAAGGAGAGCCCAUUUGUACAUUGUCAGAUUGUCUCUCAAGUUUCACAGAUGUUGAAGAGUUGGAAGAUUCUGAGUUGUAUAUGUGUAACAAUUGCAAGAAAAGACAAAGAUCAACAAAAAAAUUUUGGAUCCGCAGACUGCCAAAUGUCCUUUGUCUACAUUUGAAGAGGUUCAGAUGGAGUAUGUUCUGCCGAUUAAAAGUGGAAACGUUUGUUGAAUUUCCAAUUCAGGGGCUGGACAUGAACACAUAUGUUCUAAACAAUUUGCAUGAAACCAGAGGGAGCUUUUGUGGGAGCAAUUUAUAUGAUCUGGCUGCUGUCAUAGUGCACCAUGGCUCUGGUGCUGGGUCCGGGCACUAUACAGCGUAUGCUACAUAUGAAGGGCAAUGGUAUCACUUCAAUGACAGCACUGUGACUGCAUGUGAAGUGGAGACUGUGAUGCGUUGCAAAGCUUACAUCAUGUUUUAUGUGCGAAGAGAGAUCCGGCUACCAGACAGUCUCUGCGUCCGUGCACAGAGCAGUCUCAAUGGGCAGCAGAAGCAGCAGCAGCAGCAGCACGUCUCCGAACUCAGCUCUGGAGAUAUAGACAAUCAUAAAAAGAACAAAAUUGUGUCCACCUCAAAGCAAAAGUGAGAGUUUCUGAACUUCUUCCCUUCUGUGGGCUGUGGAGUGAUGAUGACGAUCAGUAUGUUUUUGUGUUGUUGCUAGUGGUUAUGUGUAAAAAACACUGUCCGCCAUCCUUCAUGUGAGCCAGACACAAAGUUGUCUUUCAUACCAUGUAAUAUUUUGUUGAUUCAAGUGUUCUCUUUUUUUGUUGUUGUUGUUUUUGUUUCCGAUGACCUUGCUGUUCUGCAAGAAGUUUCAUCACCAAAUGUGAAUAAAUGAGGGUAUUUUGUACUUGACAGGACUUCUGUCAAGAACGAAAUCAAUGAUGUGGAAUGUGUAUAUAUAUAUGUAUGUAUAUGGCUUACCUGUUUGACUGAACAUGUUACUACUGCGGCAGGUACCCAUUUUUAUGGCACAAUAAUCUUUAUGGAUUUGACAAAAAAUUUUAAGGGAGGUUGUUUUUAGAUGUGAGUUACUAGAUUUAAUUUUAUCCUUUUUUAAAGAUAUAUUUCCCUCAGCUCUAUAUUAAUUCAGAUGGGUGUUAUCUUCCGGUAUAUGCUUGAAUCCCAUUCUAGUUUUUGCAGAUCAGGGAAGAUGUUUUGAUUUUGGCAUCCUUCGUGGGGAAAAACAUCUAUCGUCCUUAUCUCCCCUUCUUCUUUUUUAUGUUUGUUACUCUCUUGUAACACCUCUAAUCAUCUGGCGCUCAUAUGACCUUUUGCAGUUGCGAGCACCGUAAAACCUCUACUAAAACUAAAAAAGGGGAAAUAGCUGAUGUUUAUCAAAUUUGUUGUGGUCAUGGAUGACACAGAAGGCACACAAUACUCCCGACCCCACAAGCAUCAUGUGCGAGAGACAGAACAUUCUAGUCUUUUUUUUUCUGCAAUGAGCUAGUUGGCUUUUCUUUCCAUAAUGAAGCAUAGGAGACUAGGGUUCUGGCUGAGAGUUGAAAAGUUCAGUGCUGUUUUUCUUUUAUUCUGUUUGUGUGGAACAUUUUUAACUCUUGUCCAUGUUUUUCUGGGGGAAAAAGUAGGCUUGUGGGAGAGGGUUGGUGAUGUAUUAUACUUUUAUUUUUCUAGUGCCCGAUGGAGGUGCUUGCUCACCUAUACCUCAGUUUGUGUCAUGGUUGUCUAUGGUGCAGGUGGCCUUGGGUCAAAUCCCCAAGAGGAUGUGAAUAGAUGAAAAUGACUGCAAGCUGAAAUUAGAAAGAGGAGGUUAGGCAAGGAAGAUUCAAAGGGGAGUGGCUUUUUAGCUCUGGUUUUUUUAAUUUCCACCGGAGGAUUUCUCAAUUUUGCGCAAAUCUGUUGGUGGCACCCACAGUUCUAUUCGAAAGAAAAACAGAAUGGUUAAUGCAUAGAUUUGCCAUCGAGAGCUUUCAUUUCUUCUUUCACUUUUGUGCUCUAUGCGUAGGAUGAUGACAGUUGAUUUUGUAAUUGAAUUAUUAAUCAUUUAUUGGAGGUGUCUUCGUGAAAAAUUUAACAGUUUACUUUUUUUUAAUUUAUGGUCACAAAAAGAAGAUCAGUGAAGUGGUAAGGAUUUCACCAUGAAAAUAUGACUAUGCCUUGUGAUUUCCAUGUGUUUCUCAAACAUGUAUUCAUCGUCAAAGCAUUUGUUGUUGCUCUUGAAAUUAUGCUACUAAAUUAAAUUGAGGUGCAUGGUAACAGUUCACCAUGCCUUCUCUCUGCUCUAUGCUGUUACUUCCCUGCAAUAAUGCGUAUCGUCAGCAAGUUGUUCAAGUGAACAAAGCCGAGGAAGUAAAAUUUUUUAGGACAAAUGUUUUUAAAAAACUGGUUUCAUCAUUCGUUUAACAAUUGUACCUACAUUGUGCUGCUUUUCUUGCUUUUGCCCUUUUUUUCUUUUUUUUUGGGGGGGGGGUCGUCAAAAUGAAAUUUUUUAAUUUCGACAAUAUUUCUUUAGCCAGUUCAACUAGAUCUAAUUCCACAGAUUAUUUUUAUUAAAUUGCAAUAAUUGAUUUUUUUUCAAAAUUUUGGGCAUAGUGCAUCUAAACAGCUGGAUGAUAUUAUGCUUUAUGUCUUUAUUCAAAUGAUAGUUCUUUAUUUUAUUUUUUUUAUAAAUACCUCAAUCGUAAUUGUUGCAAUGUUUUAGAAGCAAAAGAAUACAAAAUGCAUUUUCAUAUAUAUUUGAGUUGAAAGAACAAGUGUUUUUAUUAUAACAUCAUGGGUUUGGCUCAAAUUGGAACUGUUUUGCUCUAACGAACAAAUUGAGCAGCUAGUUUUUUUUUAUAAACAGUAAAUGUUGUACAUCCCUCAACACAAUUUAGAUUACUUCAGAGAUGGGCUGCUUUAACGCCUUAGUGGGCACCCUUCAUUAGUCUAUCACUCGCCCAGGACCAAGGCUGCCGCCUAUUUUUAGAAAAAUUAUGCACCUUGUGCACUUACAUUUGAAUGACUCCAGCAUGCUUAUCACCACUAUCUUCACUCCCAGAAUCCAUAUAAGAAAUUUGUGAAGUAUUUUUUCACUUUAAAAAGGUUGGGUUGUUUGAUGGGGGUUUGGGGUUAUUAAAUAUAAAUUUGGUCGGGGGAGGGGGGGUGUAACCAUUUUUAAAGACAGAUCUGGAUCUGGUUUCGUUUCAAUAAGAGAAUAGAGUGUGAGGGUAAGCUUCUGCUUGACUUGGAAAUAGAAAACAUGAAUAAGUAUACAUGUUGCUGGUCACUAAGGUGUUAACCCUGCCUAUCGGGGCUGAGGUGGAUAGCACAUCGGGGCAGGAAGACAGAGAUGAGAUACUCAAAUAGGGCAUCUUUACCUCAUGGGAAUCAAAGUCAGUUUUUCACCGGCGAGCAGAUGAGCCUGAUUAUUACUCCAGUGCAUGUUUUCCGAAAACAGGUUUGAAUGACGUCUCUUUGAGUGAGUAGUUCUGCAGUUUGGAUUUGUUUUUGCAUGUAUGGAGAGGUUGUUAGGUCUAUUACAUAGGCGAUUGUUUGUCUGACUGGCAUUUGUACUUACAAACAUUUUAGAUGUAUUUUUGUCUCAGUGAUACAAGUACAGUAUUGAUACUGCCUCUCAUAAGUUUGUUGCGUGUGCGUGUUUUUGUUUCUUUUGGCUGAUAUUGACACUAAGCGUUGCGUGAAAAGUGUAUUUAGGAUGGGCAAUUAUGAAUUUUUUUUUUUUUUUCUAGUAUCAAAAAAUUCUUUGUAAAAGUUCUAAUGUAAAACAGUUUGUGGGUUUCCUUGAGAAAGUCAAGCAUGAAAAAGUAAAUUAUUACACCAGUUUAAAUGUCAGUACAGAUUCAGAUACAGCUGUAGUUCUGCUUUUGUCUUUUGUUCUGAAACCUUUCAUAUACACUCAAGAAUUAGUUCUUUUAGAAUUUAAACUUUGUGAUGUCUAUUUUUUAUUUGUUUCCCUGCUUAGCUUUGUUCUGUGUAACUGCCUCAUGUAAACUGGCUGCCAUAUUUUACUUGUAACUUCUGUACAUAUGGCAGUCAAUGAUUGUAGAUGACUGCCUGUUGCCACCCUGAAGUAGGUCUCAGUUGGCUCCCCCAGUAGUGUCGGAAUGAAGGGAAGUUAGUGUGUCACAACAGUAUAUUUCUUUAGACUUUUAUGCACAUUGAUAACUAUCCUCAGAGUCGGAGCAAAAAGCAGAGAGAUUUAUGGCUAACCCAUCAAUGUCCUCAGCCUUUUCCUUUGAACCUUGAAGACAAGUGAAAGGGAUCUUGCAGCUCAUUAUUGUUCAGCUGUGCUUUGUAAAGGACCAGACCAGUAUUAGAAUAAUGCUUGAUGAAAUGUCUGGGAAUGAUUCAAAAUGAGCGGUUAGAUUGUUUUUUGUCUUUAAUUCAGGAAUGAAAGGUUGGUAUGCAUGUUUAAAGUGGGAUGGGUGUGUUAUGCUUUAUUGAACUUUAUGUCUUUUUUUCUUUGUUUGGUGUUUUCUCAUUUGUUUUGUCAUAUUUUAAUUUCGGUUAGCUCCAUAACUAAUGUGACUAAUUUGUUAUUACCUCUACAAUAUUAUUUCAACUGUGUUUCAUUCCAACACUUUAGCAUUCCUGCAGCGCAAUGAAGAAAGUGCUGGAUAAUAUCAGUGUCAAAAUUCUUUUUUUUAAAUCUUUAUUUCCUUGCUCCUCCCCUCGGCUUCCUAUGCUGUAAUAUACCAUAUCAUUUAUAUUGUCAUUGUAAUGGGGAGGGGGAGAUAGAAUUUCAGCCGUUGCCUACUACAUUAAAAAAAAAAUAAAUGAAGGUAGGAUUGGCGAAAGGUAUUAAUGAUAUGACUUUUCCUGUAAAAAAAAAAUUAAACAAGGCAUAUAUAAAUUAAUGAAGGAUUAUUGUCUGGAGGGAAAGCACUCCCUCCUCAUGUAAUUUUUUACAUAAUUUAACUUUAAUUUUCUUAUUUUAUAGAGGAAAGAAAUUGAAGAUUGUUUUCUCAAGAAAAUUUUAUUAAGUUUCUGUUUUAGUUCCCCUUGUUUUCUGUUGUUAUUUUUCGUUAUUGCUAGGGUGAUAACGCUGGUGUAAUAUUGUUUCAAUGUAAGUGCAUGCAGUAUGUAUGAUCUUUUGCACCAAUGUGUUCAGGGCUUUUUUGUAAGUUCCAUGUAUUGUUAUUGCUUAUCAUGAAAUUGACAGUGGUUAUUUGGUUGUUUUUGUUGUUUCUGGGUUUAUUAGUUGUAUGUGCUUAACAUGAUGAGAAUAGCAAAUAAAUUUUUUUUUUAAAUCUCG
Molecule: messenger RNA, 6885 nt
Organism: Aplysia californica (California sea hare)
Lineage: Eukaryota; Metazoa; Mollusca; Gastropoda; Aplysiida; Aplysiidae
Product: ubiquitin carboxyl-terminal hydrolase 3
Exons: 15
Coding region: 583-2253 (556 amino acids)
Biological process (GO): protein deubiquitination
Cellular component (GO): cytoplasm
Molecular function (GO): cysteine-type deubiquitinase activity; zinc ion binding
Source: RefSeq, a predicted model, not a curated record